Aspergillus calidoustus is the source of this 1194-nucleotide messenger RNA. The record is from the annotation of a GenBank genome assembly. NCBI's taxonomy places the organism in Eukaryota, Fungi, Ascomycota, Eurotiomycetes, Eurotiales, Aspergillaceae.
AUGGCCGCCCAACGACAGGCCUCAUCAGCCUCGCAAACCCCUCACAUUUCCCCUGCCGAACUCUCCUACAUCUACACAUCUCUCUCCCUUCCGGGCGCCCCCAUCCGACCAGACGGCCGCUCAGCAACACAGUUCCGGCCCCUCUCCGCAGAGACCGACAUCCUUCCAGGCACAAACGGCAGCGCGCGCGUGGGCUUCGCAGACGGCACACAGGCGAUCGUCGGUGUAAAGGCCGAAGUUGAGCGGACGGCGCUGGGGAUCGAGGCGCUUACUCAGGCAGAGCAGGAGGAGUAUGCUGCGGAGACCGGCGGUAAUAGCAAUGGAAACGGUGAAAGCGAUGGGGGGAAGCAGGGGUCAAGUACUGGGCAAGGGUCGUGGGUGCAGAUGGCGAUUGAAAUUCCGGGAUUCCGGGACGAUGAUGCGCUGCCGGUUUUCCUGGCGGAGAUGAUGAGGGAGCCGCUUGUUGAGAGUGUUGCUGGGGGUGGGGAGGGGGGAAUGGUUGGUGGGUUAAAGGGGAGGCUUGUGAUUAAUCGAAGGUGGCAUUGGAGGCUGUAUAUUGACGUCCUCCUGCUCUCACAACCGUUGUCCUACCCGCUCCCCCUCCUCUCUCUCACUACGCAUCUCGCCCUACUCUCAACGAAGCUUCCCAAGCUGAAAUCAAAAGGCGAAGAAGACCCCUUCUUCGACGAUGACUGGGACGCCGCUGAGUAUCUCUACCCUCGGGUCAAAUCCACGUACACGAAAUCCACUUCAAUACCGGGCUUGAUAUCAGUGCAUAAAGUCCGACCUCCCGUGACCCUCCUCGUCGUUGCAGUAGCUGAGAACAUCAUCUUCGACCCUAGUCGCGAAGAAAUCGCCGUUGCAGACGCCGUGCUCGCGAUCUCAAUUACGCACGACACAGACUCGGGCCGCUUGAAGCUGCUCUCUAUCCGUACGAUCGAUCCCCCGUCUCGGCUGACACAACCCGGUAUCCCGAACUCGGAGAAUGUAGCUACACUUGGCUCGGCUGCUGCCGCGGAGGAGUCGGUUAUUGUAAACCCGUCGACUGGGGAAGAGGAGGUUCCGGGUGUUUGGAGGCCAAGACGUGGGGGUGUGAAGAGGGCAACAAUUGCCAAGAUGGUUAAGAUGGUGCUCGAGAAGGGCGGGGUCGGGGAGGAAGUACUUGAGGGUCUUGAGGGAGUUGAGGUUGGCUGA